Messenger RNA from Seriola dumerili (greater amberjack), 1134 nucleotides. It is a transcript of the gene htr1b, whose product is annotated as 5-hydroxytryptamine receptor 1B-like. Bases 1 to 1134 code for a protein of 377 amino acids. The transcript has a single exon. Gene Ontology annotation, biological process: regulation of behavior; chemical synaptic transmission; adenylate cyclase-activating adrenergic receptor signaling pathway. The record is from RefSeq and is a predicted model, not a curated record. NCBI's taxonomy places the organism in Eukaryota, Metazoa, Chordata, Actinopteri, Carangiformes, Carangidae. Gene Ontology annotation, molecular function: G protein-coupled serotonin receptor activity. Gene Ontology annotation, cellular component: plasma membrane.
AUGGAGCACUCCGGUCAAGUCGAGGCAAGUCAGCUGGUGAACACCACAAAUGACAGUUUUAUUACAGCUUCAUCCACUGUGGAUGAGAGCGCGGAGUCUCUCGCCUAUAAGAUCAGCCUGGCGGUGAUUCUCUCUGUUAUCACACUGGCCACCACUUUAUCUAACGCGUUUGUCAUUGCAACAAUCUCCCAGUCGAAGAAACUGCAAACUCCUGCCAACUUUCUGAUCGCCUCUCUGGCCAUUACCGACCUCCUGGUGUCUAUUCUGGUGAUGCCCAUCUGCGUUCUGUACACGGUCAUCCACACCUGGACGCUGGGGCAAGUAGUGUGUGACAUCUGGCUCUCGUCGGACAUUACGUGUUGCACCGCAUCCAUCCUCCACCUGUGCGUAAUCGCUUUGGAUAGGUACUGGGCCAUCACGGACGCGGUGGAGUACUCCAAAAAGCGCACGCCGGGACGCGCAGCCGGGAUGGUGGCCACAGCCUGGGUCAUCGCCAUCUCCAUCUCCCUGCCUCCUCUCUUCUGGAGGCAGGUGAAGGCGGAGGAGCUGACCAGCUGCAGCGUCAACACGGAUCAUAUUUUCUACACCAUCUACUCCACCUUUGGGGCUUUUUACAUCCCCACCUUGCUGCUUAUUGUCCUCUAUGGACGGAUUUACGUCGAGGCUCGGAAACGGAUCCUGAAGCAGUCCCCCAAGAAGGUGGGGAAGAGACUCACCUCUGCGCACCUGGUCACCAACUCCCCCGGUUCCGUGGCGUCCACGACCUCUCUGCAGUGCGGGAGACACGACACUCCGUCCAGCGACACCGCGUCUUCAACAAGCGAGAACCAGGUGAAAGUGACGGUGUCAGACGCGCUUUUGGAGAAAAAGCGGAUUUCAGCAGCCAGAGAGAGAAAAGCAACAAAGACUUUGGGGAUAAUCCUCGGCGCUUACAUCGUUUGCUGGCUGCCGUUUUUCAUUUACACACUGGUGGUGGCCAUAUGUGACACAUGUUUUAACCCCGAGUUAUUUGACUUUUUCACCUGGCUGGGAUACCUGAACUCCCUCAUCAAUCCGAUUAUAUACACCAUGUCAAACGAGGACUUCAAGAAAGCUUUCCAUAAACUUGUGCGCUUCAGAUGCUGCGGGUCGUGA